Messenger RNA from Rhincodon typus (whale shark), 2359 nucleotides. Its product is annotated as sphingolipid delta(4)-desaturase/C4-monooxygenase DES2-like. Gene Ontology annotation, molecular function: sphingolipid delta-4 desaturase activity. Gene Ontology annotation, cellular component: membrane. The record is from RefSeq and is a predicted model, not a curated record. Lineage: Eukaryota; Metazoa; Chordata; Chondrichthyes; Orectolobiformes; Rhincodontidae. Gene Ontology annotation, biological process: sphinganine metabolic process; ceramide biosynthetic process. The transcript is spliced from 3 exons. The coding region runs from base 116 to 1102 and encodes 328 amino acids.
CAAUCACUCCUGUCGGGUUUUAAGGUAGGAGUCAAGUAUUCAAGGGCGUUUCUCUCUCUGUCUCCGUUGAAGAAGGAAGCUUCCUGAUGUGGUAGGAUUUUGGGACCAUUCAGGAAUGGAAAGGACCCAGGAGAUGGCUAAGGAAGCUCUAAGGGGUGACUUUGAAUGGGUUUACACAGAACAGCCCCAUUCCGACCGGAGGAAACAAAUUCUAGCUAAGUAUCCAGAGAUGAAGUCUCUGAUGACUCCAGAUCCUCAUCUAAAAUGGAUUGUAAGUGUGAUGGUUCUCUUCCAGUUUGUCUCUUGCUACCUGGUCAAGGACUUGUCCUGGACAUGGCUGGUGUUCUGGGCCUACGUCCUGGGAGGUUGCGUCAACCACUCCCUGACCCUCGCCAUCCACGACAUCUCGCACAACGUGGCUUUCGGGAACAAGGCUGCCAAGUGGAACCGUUGGUUCGCUAUGUUUGCCAACCUGCCCAUUGGGAUGCCUUACUCUGCCUCUUUCAAGAAGUACCACAUCGACCACCACCGGUACCUUGGGGGGGAUGCCCUGGAUGUCGAUGUGCCCACUGAAUUUGAAGGCAGGUUCUUCUGCACGCCCGCCCGCAAGAUCCUCUGGCUCUUCCUUCAGCCGCUCUUCUACGUUCUGCGGCCGUUGUAUGUCAACCCCAAACCCAUAACGCAACUGGAGUUGGUCAACGCUGCCAUCCAGCUGGGCUAUGACCUUUUUAUCUACUACAUCUGGGGCCUGAAGCCAGUGUUCUACAUGUUGGCAGGUUCCAUGUUGGGCAUGGGCCUUCACCCAUUCUCUGGACACUUCAUUGCUGAGCACUACAUGUUCCUGAAGGGAUAUGAAACCUACUCCUACUACGGGCCCCUCAACUGGUUCACCUUCAAUGUGGGAUAUCACAUGGAGCAUCAUGACUUCCCCAGUAUCCCUGGAAGAAAGCUUCCCCUGGUCAAGAAGAUAGCCCCGGAGUUUUAUGAGAAUCUGCCUCAGCACAGCUCCUGGCUUCGGGUCCUGUGGGAUUUUGUUUUCUGUGACUCCCUUGGGCCAUUCUCUCGAGUGAAACGAGUGUGCAAGCUGGUGAAGGAGCAGUGAACCUCACGUGAAGCCUCUUUAGGGCUGGCAUUUCCCCCACCCCCAAUAACAUCCCCUUCUCUCUUCCCGACCCCCAUCACAUUUCGUUUAAUGAAACAGUAAAUGAUUAUUUAUAAUUUUCAAUUGAUUUUUCACCUGAAAUCAACCUCUGGCCAUUGGUCAAUUUCCUUUUUAUUUAUACAGGGGGUUGACCAGUGUUGCAAUUGUGUAUAAUGCAGGUUGUGGUAAAUUAUCAGAGUCCAUUUUAACUGUCCAGUGGUAAAGCCAGACCCUUCCUCCACACUGGAGCCUGGAGAACUGUAUUUUGAAAUGUAUAAGAGGUACAGAACUGGUGGGGGCAGGGCGGUCUCUGUAUAACACUGCAGUAUCAGUCUGUCACCUUCCAGAAGUAAUUUAUUUGGAUAAAUAGUGAUGUUAAUGUACAUUGUGUCAUUGCUGUGACUGUACAGUGCCUCCAUUCCUGCAUGUACUCCCAUCUGGUGAGUUGGCUCCACGCACAGCUUGGUAGGAAGGUAAGACCUAAGCAGCCCCAUUUGGUUGGGGGGGGUGCGCUGUGUAUUUAAAUUGUGACACUGCAGGGCCACAGUAGAGCAGCAGCCUUUAAACGAUGGACCCCCUUCAACAGUUAGAGCAUCACAAACAGAGGGUCACGUUCCAGAGCACUGGUGGUUCAUGGGGGAAAUCACGGUGUUGCCAGUGAUUGACUGACUUAUUGGUCCUGGCAAACUGCAGUUAUACCCCCAGAGGGACCCUCAGCAGCUUGGGCUGAUGGGUCAUGGGGUGCACAAUUUGCUGGAAAACUCCAAUAUAUUUACAGCCACCUACUUGGGUAAAACACUCUGUAAUGUCACCAUAUUGUUUUGAUGUAUCAAGCACCUUGGGUGUUCUCUCACCACACAUGCUGUAUUUCUCCACCUCUCUUAGGGGUCAUGUUUGGCUCUCUUUUUUUUCCCCCAAAAGAGGUGGGAUUGGUCACGCUUAGCCCAACACACCUUGGGUAAAGGAACAGGGCAGCUGAUUGCUUAGAAGGUAGGAGCCCUGAAACAAAAUGGCAAGUGAGUGGAGACUGUGUUCUGGACGCUGCAGUGGAGUAGCCUUUUGCCACUGCGUUCUGUUUUAAUCAAGUCUUUUGAAUGUGAUGUAGGAAUAUUUAGGAUUGGGGGUGGAAGAGGGAAAUCUUUUUUUAAAAAAACAAAAAAGUUGAAAUUCUCAACUUUUCUACUGUUGUGAAAUCAUUAAAACUAAAAUGGAUCUCAA